AUGGCCUCGCAGCACCCCAUCACCACUCUUGACGCCUCUCUCAUCCCCCGCUUGCCCGAGUCUUCCCCUACUCUGUUUGAGGCGAAGAAGGCGAAGAACCUCUCCUUCGAGGCCAUUGCCAAGAAGCUCGGCCGCGAAGAAGUUGCCGUCGCCGCGCUGUUCUACGGCCAGGCCGCCGCAAGCGACGAGGACACCAAGAACCUGUCGGAGCUGCUCGGGAUCCCCGUCGAGACGCUUCGGAGCCAGCUCGCUGGCCACCCGGACCGCGGCCGCACCCUGGAGAUGCCUCCGCGAGAGCCUCUCAUCUACCGUCUGUACGAGAUUGUGCAGAACUACGGCUAUGCUUACAAGGCCGUCCUCAACGAGAAGUUUGGUGACGGCAUCAUGAGCGCCAUCUCUUUCUCCACCUCUGUAAAGAAGGAGACCGACGAGAAGGGUGAUUGGGCUGUCAUUACGCUCCGCGGCAAGUGGCUCCCGUACUCUCGUUUCUAA
Molecule: messenger RNA, 492 nt
Organism: Diplodia corticola
Lineage: Eukaryota; Fungi; Ascomycota; Dothideomycetes; Botryosphaeriales; Botryosphaeriaceae
Product: cyanate hydratase
Exons: 3
Coding region: 1-492 (163 amino acids)
Molecular function (GO): DNA binding; cyanate hydratase activity
Source: RefSeq, a predicted model, not a curated record